Messenger RNA from Hermetia illucens (black soldier fly), 3012 nucleotides. Its product is annotated as ATR-interacting protein mus304. The transcript has 9 exons. Gene Ontology annotation, biological process: DNA repair; DNA damage checkpoint signaling. The record is from RefSeq and is a predicted model, not a curated record. NCBI's taxonomy places the organism in Eukaryota, Metazoa, Arthropoda, Insecta, Diptera, Stratiomyidae. The coding region runs from base 545 to 2899 and encodes 784 amino acids.
CAGCUGACUGGACGGUGCAGAACUUGGUAGAUUGCCUACACUUUCUAGGUCCCUUUUUGCAUGGCCAAAAUCAGAUUAACAGAACUUCAACAUUGGCAAGUUAAUUCAAGUUUUCAAACGAAUGGAUUGUGAGGGUCGAGCAAGUAAGGAACGUUCACGAUCUCUUCUUUAUAACGAUUGUAGAAAUUCUAAGAGUGGCAUUUAGUGGGAUAUUUCCUUCCCUUCUGGCAAUGCCGCGACGAUUUGAUAGGUCAGAUCAGCUGAUUCUUGAAUUAAUCACGAAAACGGAAUCGCCAUGGAACCCGGCACCAGAUGCCAAUAGCUAGGUUAUGUGUCAAAGGUUUGUAAACAAGGAGUUUAUGGUGAGAUAUGGAGUUCGAGUAUGGUCUCAGUGUCCUCGCUCGCGCAUGAUUGCACACUAAAAUAUCAAUGCAAUAUAGGCGUGGCGGUUAACACAAGAAUCGCUUUCUAUCGAAUUUUGUACGAGAUACUUUAACCAGCACAUUCUUUUGGCGGUUUGUGGGCGAACGUAAGUAACUUCAGAAUGGCCAAACGAUUCUCGCACUUCCAGCCGAAUUCAUUUGCCAGCAAGAAGCCAAAGUUGGACAUCAGCUUCGGCAAACCGGAUGGAGGUGCAGGUUCCAGCAAAUCCAGACAUGUACCCCGGACCGCCAGUCUCAUCAACGGUAGUAGCGAAAACCUAUUUGAUGAUGGGGACGAUGACGUUAUCUUACUAGCAUCUCAAAAUGUUGAAGCAGAGCACAAUCGAGAACAAUUCUCUCAGCAAAUCUUCAUUGAUGAAUCUCUGAGUGAAAUAUCCUUUAGUAAAUUUGCACGUGAACUGCCAACAAGCACGCAAAGGAUAACAACACUGCGCGAUAAAGUUGAUCCUCCAAAGACUUCAGUGAAUGAUGCAUUUGACAAUAUUGAGAAGUACUUUGAAGAUGAAAUUGAGAUUCAAAUGAAAGAAAUUGACGAAAGGGAAAAUUUUAAAGCUCCGCAACCAGUGAAAAGGGAUCCGCCAGUUAAUGAAUUGUCCGGAAAUCCAAUGUUAGAUACUCGUAAAUCGAUGAAAGAACGUGAUGGUUUGAUUUCCCAAGUGAAUUAUUUCACGGAAAAAACAGCUGCUUAUAAGGAACAAAUCGAAAAAUUAAAAAAGGAGGUGUCUGAAUUUAAUGAUAAAAUUCAAACGAAAGACGGCGAGGUCUCUAUGGUGCGAUACCAACUGCGGCAAUUGCAACAACAGAAUGAAGCUUUGCGUCUAGAGAAAAUGCAGGAGAUUGAUAAUAUCAAAAAAGAAUGGCAAGAAAAGAUAAAUGAGCUGGAUAAGCUAAUUAAAUCACAGCGAGAUGAGCUAGAAUUCAAAAAUGUGGAAAUAGUGAAUUUGAAGUCUUCAAGGUUGAAUGAAUCUCAAAGAAAUUUCGAAUACGCCGAAUUAAGGAAGAACUUUCAAAAUGUGCCUUUUUUGCACAAUUUGCAUUUAGACUUGACUCGGAAAUCCGUAGGUAGAGCAAGAGAGGAAAUACCGAAAGAACUAUUCGAAAGAAGUUUAGUUCGUGAUGAAAAGCUGAAAUUUCGCGAUUCCUUAUUCCAAAGAGAAUUGGAAAACAUGCAAUCAGGACUUUCACAUAUGAGAAUAAUGGAGCGCGAGCACCUCGAGAUGAAUAAUCCAGUUUCUAAGCAGAUUAUAAUGUCGUUGAAAAAUUCGAUUAAAGCACUUCUUAGUUACGCGAGGAAAUUGGAGUUCAUGAAAUUCAUCGAAACAAAUGCUAGCGUCGAAUACAGGUUUUUGUGCGAAGAGCCUCCCGAUCGACCUAGUUGUGCUAUCCACGAAAGAAAUGAAAAUAUCUUCCAGGAGAAGAAAUUGUACUCGAUGGAAAAAGCGGAAAUAGCUCGACGCUUAGUCGGCGGAUUUGCUAUAGCAUGCAAAUAUUCAAUUGCAGUGUGGAAGAGUUUAUUAACUGAGCGUGUUAACAACAUUACUUUGCUCGAAACACUCAGCGAAAUUGUCAACCUUUUAGGAUUUUCGAAGGAACUUUACACCCAUUUUGGGUUAUUGGAGUCUCUUGAAUAUUUGCUUCUAAGUUUUGUUCAAAAUUGCACGGAAAGCGAAACCAGCGCUGCUUUGAUCAGUCAAUUUCUUCGGCACUUGGUAUUCUGUCGCCCUGGAUAUCGGCCGCUAGUGCCAAUCUCGGAGUGCCUAGUGUACAUCUCUGUGAAGUUCACUAGUUCUCCAGUAUUAGACUCUCUAUGCAACGAUAGUCCUUUGGGGUCAUUUGUUUUCAAUGAGUAUUAUAAAAUAUUUCAAUUCUCGCCGCGUUCUUGUAUGCUGCAAGUUUAUGGAGCGUUGCUUGAAACCGCGUUUGCUCAAGAUGUUGUAUUAAGCCGAAUCCAAGUCGACUGCUUGCAGAAAAUCUGCCGAAAUCACAUUAUAUUUUUAAGUAGUUGUUUUGAACGUAACGUGAAAUGGAUUUUGAGACCGCAAAGUAGUUCGAAAGACUGUGACUGUUAUGUAAAAGCAAUAAACAGCGCCGUAAUCUUGAUUCACUUGGUGCUAAAACAGUGGACCUCUGAUCCGAAGAGUAUUGAUAUAAGAGUUGUAGCGGACAUGUCACGCAGUGGUGUCUUACUUCUCUGCAGUGCGUUCUACAAGAACUAUAGGCGCGAUGUGCUUCAAAAUGGUGGUAGUUCGGUGAAGCAUCGAUUGCACAUGAUCCAUGACUGGCUGAAUGAGUAUAAAAGCGUGUUUCAAUUUAAAUCCGCACAUUGUUACGCCCUUCAAUCAAUCAAAUUGGCUCAUAUUAUUGCAGACCCAAUUCGCAUGGAUGAAACAUCAAUAGGCGAUUCCUUGGAACAAGGUGAUGCUAUUUGGUCGGAAGUCUUCGAAAAUUUUGUUUAAAUUGAUAUUGUCAGUACUGAGUACAAAAAAUAUACAUUUUUGUAUAACGAAAGUAAACCACCAUCUAUUUACUCAAUGGAGAAAAAUAAAACAAGGAUUGCAAUUCUGCUCAA